Echinops telfairi (small Madagascar hedgehog) is the source of this 3112-nucleotide messenger RNA. It is a transcript of the gene KLHL36, whose product is annotated as kelch like family member 36. Bases 91 to 1938 code for a protein of 615 amino acids. The transcript has 5 exons. The record is from RefSeq and is a predicted model, not a curated record. Gene Ontology annotation, molecular function: cullin family protein binding. NCBI's taxonomy places the organism in Eukaryota, Metazoa, Chordata, Mammalia, Afrosoricida, Tenrecidae.
GCGCUUGGUCCGCUGUGAGCGAGUGACGGCGGCGUCCGUCCCGGGAGACCCAGCUGGAGAAACUCGGGCGGGACCGAGAUCCCGCUCGCAAUGGAGCCCGGCAGGCAGACUCGAGUCUCUCGGCCAUACAAGAUCAGUGAAUCCUCCAAGGUGUACCACUGGGCCGACCACUCGUCCACCGUGCUGCAGCGGCUCAACGAGCAGCGGCUCCGCGGCCUCUUCUGCGACGUCAUCCUGGUAGCCGACGAGCAGCGCGUGCCCGCUCACCGCAACCUGCUGGCCGUGUGCAGCGACUACUUCAACUCCAUGUUCACCCUCGGCAUGCGGGAGGCCUUCCAGAAGGAGGUGGAACUGGUGGGCGCCUCCUACGUGGGCCUCAAAGCCGUGGUGGACUUCCUGUAUGGCGGCGAGCUGGCGCUGGACGGCGGCAACAUCGACUACGUCCUGGAGACGGCCCACCUGCUGCAGAUCUGGACGGCAGUAGACUUCUGCUGUGAGUACCUGGAGCAGGAGGUCAGCGAGGACAACUACCUGUACCUGCAGGAGCUGGCCUCCAUCUACAGCCUCAAGCGGCUGGACGCCUUCAUCGACGGCUUCAUCCUCAGCCGCUUCGGCACGCUGUCCUUCACGCCCGACUUCCUGCAGAACGUGUCCAUGCAGAAGCUGUGCGACUACCUGAGCAGCAGCCAGGUGCAGCGCGAGUGCGAGCACGACCUGCUGCAGGCCGCCCUGCAGUGGCUCACGCAGCAGCCCGAGCGCGAGGCCCACGCGCACCAGGUGCUGGCUAACAUCCACUUCCCGCUCAUCCCCAAGAACGACCUGCUGCACCGCGUCAAGCCGGCCGUGUGCUCGCUGCUGCCCAAGGAGGCCGACUGCGAGGGCUUCAUCGAAGAGGCCGUGCGCUACCACAACUGCCUGGCCGCCCAGCCCGUCAUGCAGACGCGGCGCACGGCGCUGCGCACCAACCAGGAGCGCCUGCUCUUCGUGGGCGGCGAGGUCUCGGAGCGGUGUCUGGAGCUCAGUGAUGACACCUGCUACCUGGACCCUCAGAACGAGCGGUGGGUCCAGGAGACGCCGCUGCCCGCCAGGCGGAGCCACCACUGUGUCGCCGUGCUGGGGGGCUUCAUCUUCAUCGCGGGCGGCAGCUUCUCACGAGACAACGGAGGGGAUGCGGCGUCCAAUCUUCUUUAUAGGUAUGACCCCCGCUGUAAACAGUGGAUCAAGGUGGCCUCCAUGAACCAGCGCCGAGUGGACUUCUACCUUGCGUCCAUCGAAGACAUGCUGGUGGCCGUCGGUGGCCGGAACGAGAACGGAGCUCUCUCUUCAGUAGAGACUUACAGUCCCAGGACUGACUCCUGGUCCUACGUGGCUGGCUUGCCAAGGUUCACCUACGGCCACGCUGGCACCAUCUACAAGGAUUUUGUGUACAUCUCGGGAGGCCACGACUACCAGAUCGGCCCCUACCGUAAAAACCUGCUGUGCUAUGACCACCGGACGGAUGUGUGGGAGGAGCGGCGGCCCAUGACGACGGCGCGUGGCUGGCACAGCAUGUGCAGCCUGGGCGACAGCAUCUACUCCAUCGGGGGCAGCGACGACAACGUCGAGUCCAUGGAACGCUUCGAUGUGCUGGGCGUCGAGGCCUACAGUCCCCAGUGCAACCAGUGGACGCGCGUGGCCCCCCUGCUGCACGCCAACAGCGAGUCGGGGGUGGCUGUGUGGCAGGGCCGCAUCUACAUCCUGGGCGGCUACAGCUGGGAGAAUACCGCCUUCUCCAAAGCCGUGCAGGUGUAUGACUGCGAGAAGGACAGGUGGAGCCGGGGCACUGACUUGCCCAAGGCCAUCGCCGGAGUGUCUGCCUGCGUCUGCGCCCUGAAGCCGCAGCUGGAGGACAAGAAGAAGAAGGGCAAGGGCAAGAGGCACCAGGAGCGGAGCCAGUGAGCCUGGCUGCGCCACCGACAAGCCCUGGGAACGGACGCACUGCGCAGCUGCCGUUUUGACUUGCAUCACUCUUGGUCUUUCUGGGACACCGUAGUCGCGGAUGACGUAGUCGCAAUGACAGUGCCAUUGCCUAGCAGUCGGCUCACAGCCCUGUGGUAGCAACCAGCCCGCUCCACGCCCCGAACUGUUGUCCUCCCUGUGAGCAGCGAGGGCAGGGGGUUCAUGUUGAAACGAGGGGCCUCCUGAAACCUGGCUGAGCAUUUUUAGCGACAGAUUUCUGGGUCCCCUUCUAGGAGCCCAUGGGGACGCUGGGGGUUACAUGUUAGACUGCUCACGUGGUUCGGACCCUCCAGGGGCUCCUUGGGAGAAUGAUGACGCUGGCUGAUCCUGUCAAGAUUGACAGCCCUGGGGACCCCAGGGAGCAGAGAGUUGCUUUGCCCCAGAGGGUCGCCAGGCGUCCAAAUGGACUCUAUGGUGGUGGUGGGUUUGGUUUGGGUCCGCAGGCUGCCGUGAGUGGGGACGUGGGCUGGAGGGCAGGUCCUAGGGUGGUAAAGGAUCAGCCUCGUUCGGGCAUCAUCGUUGAGGUCAGUACUUCUCUGUUUUAUAAAUGAGAGGCGGAGCCCCCCAGGGAGUCCUGGAGUGAGCCAGAGUCACCAGGCUUGCCAGACAGUUGGGCACAUCUGGGGGUUUCCUGGCAGGGAGGUGCUGGUCCUGGGGUGUCCCCAACAGGUGGCUUGUCUCAGAACAAUCGUGGCUGAAAGGCAGGAAGCGCACCUCACUCGCUAGCUUGCGUUCCAUGGUUUUCCUUGGUUUGCGGGUGGUUUCUUGUUGGAAGCCACUGUUCUCACCUCGCAGGUGUGCUGAGCUCCUCAGACCCAAGGGGGUUGCUCAGGAACAAGAGGUGGGCUCUGCAGAAACUUUGUCAUCUGAGACUCCUGAAACCGAGGCACGAGCUCUGGUGCCUGAGAAAGCUGUGCAGCUGUGUCUCCGCCAACUCCAGCAGCUUCUCCCAGCCGUCUCCCACCACGGAAUUCAGUGUCUGGGCAAAGCACCUAACGGUUCUAAGGAUCUCUUGGGGCGCUGUGCAACGAGCUCUGGGGUUACUAACCACAAGGUCAGCUGUUCAAACCUACCAGCCAGUCCCAGUCCCAGAAAGAUUUACAGUCUCCGGAAC